Mercenaria mercenaria is the source of this 1473-nucleotide messenger RNA. RefSeq names its product serrate RNA effector molecule homolog. Lineage: Eukaryota; Metazoa; Mollusca; Bivalvia; Venerida; Veneridae. The transcript has a single exon. The record is from RefSeq and is a predicted model, not a curated record. Bases 1 to 1473 code for a protein of 490 amino acids.
AUGGAGAGGAACACUUUUGCUCAUGUUAGAGGGAGAGCUUACCGUUGCCGACACUGCUUUAGUAAGGGGAAGACUGAGAUCAACACCAAACAACGCAUGGAAGACCAUGUAUACAAGUAUCAUGUUCCCAAUGAUGAACAGCCAUUUUGGUGUAGGCUCUGUCUCUUUCGUUGCAGAAGUAAGGAGCUUCUGUCUAAACACGUAACCACCUACACCAGACACAGGAACGUUAUGUCCGAGAAGGGGAUUACUGAGUCCAGACAGUUCUUGGUGUGUAACCCAGACCCUCACCUUAUAGGGAGCAAGGACAUUGAACUGUUGUCUAAAGCAGACAGUAUGAACUGGUGGCUAUUCAAGCAAGAUAAGUUGUCACCAAAGGUGGAUAUAGUGCAGGAGGCAGUGAGAGAGGCAGGGAUUGGAAUGGCUAGCUGUGGAAAGGAGUCAGAGGACCCUCUUGACCUGACGAGAGGAUCCUUUGACAGUAUGCAAACAGAGUCUGAGCAAGCGGCGGAGGACCUCAGAGUAAUAGUUGAACGUGACACUUAUGUUGAAAAGGUGGAGGGGGUAGAGGAAGCGGAGAUGGAGACCAUAGAGACAUACGUUGCAACACCAAUGUUGGAUGAGCCUUUAGACUUAAGGGUGGUGAAGGAAAAGGUGGUAUCUGGAGUGGAGGUAAAGGAUACAGAGGAUGAGCUACAGAUAGAAGUAGGAGAAAGUUUAAAGGAGAUUGUGGUUGAAGGCGAGAAAGAUGAAGGUCAGCAGCAAGUUCCUGAAGCAAAGGAAGAAGAGUCAGUGGGAGAAGAGCACUUAGAUAACAGAGGGCAAGAGGAGGUUCAGGUUAGGAAGGCUGGUAAAAGGAGGGCGCAGAAAGAAAGUGAUAGAAGAGACCGAGCGAGAAAAAGGGUACGUCAUACCCUUAAGAAGUACAAGUCGCCAUCUCCUUCUUCAUCUUCAUCAUCAUCAUCCUCUUCAUCAGAGUCAGAUACUGAUUCAGAUUAUGAUUCAAGAGAGAGAGAGCAACGAGAAAAGAGAUUUACUGACAUUCUUGGGGAGAUGGUUAGAAAGACAGGGGAAAUCAUUGGGGAACAAGUAAUUGCUAAUGCAGCAUUGAUAAACAAGCUACAAAGUACAGUAGAUGAACUUAGGAAGGAGGUGAGAGAAUUAAGGGAGGAAAAACAGGCAUGUGAUAUGUCGAAAGAAAAAAAGAAGGGAGAAGGAGAGGGGAACAGAGACGGUAAAAGGGAGGAGCGCAAGAUUGAGUCAACUCAGAAGAAGGAUAAGGGGCAUGAUCAGAGCAAGGAUAAGGACAUGAGAAGGGACAAAAUAGGGGGGUGCAAGAUAAGGAAAAUAGAGCUGUGCAGAGGAAACCAGGAUUAUCGCACCCUAGGUCCCGACCUUUCAGGAGGGAUGACUAUGGUAAAUUCGGGUAUAGGUGGGGAGAUAGAUAUUGACCUUGAACUUCUGAACAUAUGA